AUGAACCUCUUUGCCUUUCUCUUUUUCCUCCUUCCUCUGCUCGCCGCCUUUGUGCGCUCCUCUGGUAGUGAAGCGUGCCCUGACGGAUAUGAGCCCGGCGUCGACGCCUAUGGCGACCCAACAUGCAUAUCGACCAAGACCCACAUCCAGUUCCCUUUGCCGGGCGAAAGUCGCAGAUACUUUGACCAAUGCUGCCCAACCGACACGCCGUACCAACGCGAUGAGAGCGGCAAAUUUACAGCAAAGUCUCCACCUCCACCUCCACCAUCUCCUCUACCACUACCUCCACCUCCACCACCACCUCCUCCUUCGCCCUUCCCGGCUCCUCUGCCACCCAGUUGCAAACCUCCAACUAAGCAAUUGGGGCGCAUAGCCCACGACGGUGUGUAUGUCAAAGACGGCAGCAUCCAGGAUAUCACCUUCAAGGUAUGCAAAGAUCCGAUGAACUGUUUCAGUGGGCCGGUCGAAGCCAAAGACCGGUUCUAUCUGCAAAAUCAACUGAGCGACAUCAGGGAUGCGAAGGGCGCUCUUGGAUUUAGCCAAGGACGUCGCGGUGGUAGCUUGAGAUUCACGACCCUCGGAUCAGAAGCCGGCCAGUUCAAGGGGACCGCCUCCUGCGCGAACGGGGAAUGUGCCAUUCAGAUCUUUGGCAACGCUGAGCUCGGCGGUUUCGGCUUGACCGAUGGCUGCGCCAGCGAUGCCCCCGGUACCGGCUACGUGCGAUUCAAAUCGUCUACAUGUGCUUCAAAUCGUCUACAUGUGCACGGCUGCGUUGCUGAUCUGUUUGACUUUGGCCAACAGUGGGACAAUCCCAAGAUCGGCUCGAAGAUGCGGUUCUCCCCAGUCCCUUGCGAUGAUUAUAGUAUCUGA
Messenger RNA from Heterobasidion irregulare TC 32-1, 870 nucleotides. RefSeq lists its product as uncharacterized. The coding region runs from base 1 to 870 and encodes 289 amino acids. The transcript has 7 exons. NCBI's taxonomy places the organism in Eukaryota, Fungi, Basidiomycota, Agaricomycetes, Russulales, Bondarzewiaceae. The record is from RefSeq and is a predicted model, not a curated record.